Messenger RNA from Zasmidium cellare ATCC 36951, 3057 nucleotides. RefSeq lists its product as uncharacterized. The transcript is spliced from 3 exons. The record is from RefSeq and is a predicted model, not a curated record. Gene Ontology annotation, molecular function: zinc ion binding. Bases 1 to 3057 code for a protein of 1018 amino acids. Lineage: Eukaryota; Fungi; Ascomycota; Dothideomycetes; Mycosphaerellales; Mycosphaerellaceae.
AUGGCGGCUCCAAACACCAACACCCCCGUCACUCCUGACACCCUCAUCACCAUCAAGAUCUCCGUCAACGAACAGCUUAAGAAGCUGAAGCUGCCGCUUCGCGACCUUGGUGCCGCGGUGCUGCCUGAUAAGCUCCGCCAGGUGCUUGCCAUCACUCCAGAACAGAGCGUCGUCCUCGAGCGGUAUUCCGACUCCGCUGGCGGUUACAUCAGCCUCGACGAGAGCAAUCCGGCUGCCUUCAAGACCCUCAUCCGAGCCGCCAAGGCUAAGCUGAAGCUACGCCUCAAGGCCACUGUCACACCCGUGGAGGUUAAGGAGGUGAAGCAAGAGAAGCCAGUUGAGAACAUCAUGGAUGCAGCUGCGACUACAUCUCGCAACUCCACCGCCCUAGACCAGCGUUCCGUUGGCAGCGGCAUCUUCCAGUUCCGUGAGGCUCGUGCCUCUCAGCAGACGCUCGUCAACACGGACGAGGCUCCCGUCCCGGGCCCGUUCACGACCGACCGAUCGAGCUUCUUCAACGAACUUGCGGCUCCCGCACAUCAGCCAGCCUUGGCUUUCCGCCCUCGCGAGCCAGUUGGCCCAGCUUCUGCUCACCCACAUGCGUGGUCCGUCUACUGCAACCAGUGCGACAAGGCCAUGUCCAACGAGCACUACCACUGCAACGUGUGUGACGGUGGUGACUACGACCUCUGCCAGGACUGCGUCACCUCGGGUAAGAUGUGCCCCGGCGACAACCACUGGUUGAUCAAGCGUUUCAUCCAGGACGGCAAGGUCAUCAGCAGCACUACCGAGCGUGUCUCUCCACGCAAGGCCAAGUCUGUCCCUGCCUUCAUCAAGCAGGAGCCAGUCGAGAUAGAAAUGCCAGGUGCCUUCACUGAUGACACCAAGACACUGGCCAUGGAGCCACGCACUCCAACUCGCACUUGCAAUAGCUGCAUCAUUGCUCUUCCAGAGCGCGAGUUUGUCACUUGCACGUCUUGCGAGGACUUUGACCUCUGCGUCAAGUGCCAUUCCGAGGACAAGCACGGCCACCACCCCGCUCACGGCUUCAAGCCUGCCACUGAGGAGACCAUCCUCCCUCUCUCUGCCGAGACGAAGCUGGCCCCAGGUCGCAAUGUCCGCCACAACGCCAUCUGCGAUGGCUGCGACAAGAAGAUCUACGGCGUGCGCAACAAGUGCUUGAACUGCCCAGACUUUGACUACUGCAACGACUGCAUCAAGACUGCUCGCCACACUCACCCGCGCCACCGCUUCGCUCCUCUGUACACGCCAAUUGCUGAUCAGACCACCACUCAGGUUCGUCACUUUGGCAUCUAUUGCGAUGGUCCACUUUGCAAGAAGCCAGACCAGUCCUAUAUCCAUGGUGUCCGCUACAAGUGCACCAUUUGCCAUGACACCGACUUCUGCGCCUCUUGCGAGGCCCUUCCUGGCAACCACCACAACCGCACUCAUCCUCUCAUCAUGCUGAAGACUCCCGUCCGCAGUGUGAGCGUGUCGACUGAGAACGAGGACCAGCGUGGUCAGAUGCGCGUCAUGGGUGACCGCCAUGCCACUCCAGCACCGGCAGUUACCAAGAGCAUUGCUACUGAGACCACCCCAGUCCAGCAAACCAAUGCUGCCACUCAAGUCCAGACUGUCGCCGAGUUCACGCCAACGGAGGUCAAGAAGGAGGAGACCCAGCCUAUUCCGAUCCCAGUGAAGCUGCCAACCAAGGUCAGCAACGAGAAGUUCACUGCCAUCCCCGAUGCUCCUACCCCAGCCAUCCCGGCGACUCUGCUGAACGCCCACUUUGUGCGUGACAGCAUCCCAGACGGCAUGUCUGUCGAGCCAGAGUCCCGCUUCACUCAGAUCUGGACUCUCAAGAACCCAGGCCCAUACGCCUGGCCAGCUGGCUGCAGCGUCCGCUAUGUCGGCGGCGACAACAUGCUCAACGUCGACAACAGCCACCCAGCGUCGGUUGCUGCCAUCAACGAUGCCACCGAGAGCAACGUUGUCGGCCGUGAGGUUCAGGUCGGCGAGGAGGUCGCCUUCAAGGUCAUCCUCAAGGCCCCACUUCGCGAGGGCAAGGCCAUCAGCUACUGGCGUCUCAAGUCUGCUGACGGCACUCCGUUCGGUCACCGCCUGUGGUGUGACGUCGAGAUCAAGACGCCAGUGACCUCGUCUCCAACCAUGCAGGAGGCUCAGCAAGCCGCUCUCCAGCGCUUGCGCAUCCAGCAAAUGCAGCAGGCUCGUGCUGUUCGCAUGCAAGCACAGAUGCAACAGCAGCAGCAAUUGCAACAAGCUGCUGCCGCCGCAUCUGAGCAGCCACCAGCAUACGAGAGCAUGAACCUGUCUGCUCGUCUCGCCGCCAUGCGUGAGCAGCAGAAGCAGCGUCGUGAGCAGAUGAUUGCUCAGCUCAACAUGCAGCGUGACCAGUUUCAGGCGCAGGGCAUCAAGCGUGAGGACAUGCCUAGCUGGCCUCAGCACGCCAACGAAUACAUGGGCAACAAGCCUGCCGAGAACAUGAACGACAAGGAGCGCCGCGAUGCUCUGAAGCAGCGUGUUGCCCACAUCAAGGCCAACAUCGUGAAGACUCGUGAGGAGCGCGAGAAGCUUGCUGAGGAGUUCAACAAGCAGAAGGCAGCUGCCGCCGAGAAGAAGAACGCCGAGGAUACUGCCAAGGUUCAGAACAUCCUCGAGCAGGUCACCAAGCAAGCAGACGAGGAGGAGCAGAAAGCCGCCGACGAAGAGAAGCUUGAGGGCAGCCAGAUGGUGUUCCCAAAGCUCGAGAAGGAGAGCCCAUCCAGCAGCACCUACGAGUCGGCUACUAGCAGCACUCACAAGGGCAAGGCCGCUUACGUCGAGAACGAGGAGGGUGAAGUUGAGCGCUCUGCUACCCCCGCCACCGCGCCAGUCUCGAUCCCAAUCUCAUCGCCAACCCAGGAGCACUUUGUCGACCUCGACGAUGAGUUGGAGGUUCUCAGCGCUGAUGAUGACGAGAGCUCAGAUGGCUUCAUGACCGACGAGGAGUGGGACAUCCUGGACGCCUCAGACUCUGAGACUGUCGCCUCGAAGUAG